UGAGCGGGCCACGGACUACAGUUCCUAGACUGCUUCACGCCGCCAUCUAGUUGAGGCCAGAGGCGGUGAGGUGGGAACGUCGCCCGCGCAGUGGUGGUAGGCCAGGCGGAAACGGACGGACUGAGUGGAGUCGGAAUCCGGGACGCUGGUUGGGCUGGGUUUCCGUGGCCGUGUUUCUGAAAGGACGGCUCGUAACAGGGCCCUCGGAAACUGGGAGAAGCGCGGGGUGGGCGCGCGGGGGAUGGAACGUUGAGCGGCACCAUGCCUCGCCUGGCGCGACGCUGUAGCCCGGAACCGAACCGCUGGGGCUGAGGGGCGGGCUCGCGGCCCUUAAAAUGUCCUCAAGGAGUUGGUUGAAUAGGUGUGAAGACCCUCUGGCCUUUCCAAGCCGCUCCUAGAAAAUGCCCCACCUUUGGGAAGCGGCGACGGGAUGCAUAGGAGAUAGCAGAAAUUCCUUGAUGUGUUAGGAGUCAAAACACAUCUGGACUUGCAGGUCGCUAAAGUUGCUUUUGCGCGGGAGAAACACAAGCAUUCCCCAGUGUCCACAACCCCAGAUACACUUUGCAUUUUAAUAAGAGGCUAGGCACACCAGGAAGACAGAUGAGCGCCGCAGCCGGUUUUCUUCCUAGGCCUGCGAAGGGAGGAUGAACUUGCUCAGCAAGAGUGCACAUGACCGGACACUAUUGUGAAGGAGCUGCAGAAAGCCCCCAAGUCCCAGAUGGCACUGAAAACCAAGAAAGGACUGAAAGGUUCCAUUGAUGAUGUUCUUGGUGACCUCCUGGGAGAUGACACAACACUGCUUGAGAAGCCUGUUGAGCCAGCCUCACGUGCCAGAGACACAGCAAGUGUACCUCAGUGGCCUGCUUCCAAGGCUAAAGCAAGAUCCCUCCCCAAAGACAGUGUUGAAGGGCCACUGGGAGCUGAUGCUGAGGUCUCCAGCGUCUCGGAUGCAGACCCGCAGGUCUUCUUGCAGAACAUGAAGGACCUGGAUAGCAUGGACGAUGAUCUCUUUGGUCAGAUGAAGUCUCAUCCACCCUCUGGCAAAGGACCUGCAAAGGGUUCUGGGAAAGAAGUGCCUAGCAAUCCCAAGCCUGCUGGCACAUUAACAGCGAAUGAGAAAGGGGACACCAUUGCCACUAAGAAGCCACCUCUCCCUUCCAGCAACUUUGGGCUUCAGUACAAGAAGUUUUCCUUUGAAGACUUUGAAGACCCCUUGGCGGGACUUCUCUCUGAUGAGGAGGAAGAAACUGCCAAGAAGCCACCCAUAAUGGAGAGUAAGCCUGCUUCCAAGAGCCCCAGCAUGGCUGCAAGCCAAGGUCCUUCUGUUCCUCUAACUCCUGGGGAUACUCCUAUCCGGAAGAAAGAAUUGCUGUUUGACGAAGGGGACGACAUCAUGACCACCCUGGGUUUUGAAGACAGCCCCAAAGCAGAGAGGAAGAAGACCGGAGACCAGGAAGGGCCCCUUCCUGCUCGCUCGAAGCUGGAUGAACUGCUGGGACGAGGCACAGCUGCCAAGUUCCUUGCUCGUCCAGGCGCUGGGGAGCACAGAGAGUUCAAGCUAGACAAGAAGUAUCAGAAGCCAGAGGACAAAGAAGACAGCUGGGAUGAUGAGAUCCUCACCUUUGGGGCUUACCAGCCCACUGUAGCCUCCUCUGAAGGCAGGCAGUCUCGCCGACAGUCGGUCAGCAGGUUCUUGGGAGAAGGUGGCUCAGACCUUAAGGGAGAACCUAGCUUCAAACAGAGCCCUCCCCCUGCUUCCAGCCCCAUCCACCCCAGGAGAGGAGGAGCCGACUGGUUAGGCCUUAAGGAUGAUGACCUGGCCCUGCCGGAUCCCUCUCCUGUUCAAAAGGCUCAACAAGAAGACUCAGCCAUUUUGACACCCUCUCUACCCCCCACUACAAACCAGCACUCAGCCCCAGAGCCACACUCUGUGCCAGCUGGACUGCCCUCAACCGCAAAGUCAGCAGCCAAGGGUGUAAGGCCCUCUCCCAAAGCCAGUCAGGCCUCACCGAAAACCUCUGAGGAGAAGGACGACGACUGGCUGAGCCAUGUCAUUUCUCAGAAGAAAUCCCACGGUCUAGCCAGAGAGGAGCAUGCUGCACCCUCUAAGGGCCUGAACUCAUUUGGAUCAUCGGGUCAGACCCCUUCUAGCAGCCAACCUGUUGCGAGCACUCAGGCCCUUGAGCAGGCCGCUGCUGGAGAAGCCUCGGGAGCAGCUACACAAGGGAUCACAGCUGUCAGGCCUGGCAUCACAGGAUCCGCCAUGAGUUGGAGCCCAGCCACUACUGUCCUUCCUGUAGGUGAUCCCAAGACGGGAAUGGCCUCUGCCUCUGGGGACUUCUCCAGCAGAGAGCCUGCAGUUUAUGUUCCACAUUCCCAGGACCACACGGGGCUUUCUGUGCCUGUCCAGCCCAUGCUCCCGGAGUCUGUGAUACAAAGUCUGCUGCCAGGCUCAGGAUACCAGAAGCAACUCCUGGCUGCCCAAGGGCAGUUCCCAAGCAGCACUGCCCAGCUUCAGGUUGAGCUGCUGCAGAGCCAGACCAAGCUGGCCGAGCUGGAGGCCCAGGUGCGGAAGUUGGAGCUGGAGCGGACCCAGCACAGCAUGCUGCUGGAGAGUUUGCAGCAGCGGCACCAGGCCGACCUGGAGCUCAUUGAAGAUGCGCACAGAAGCCGAGUCAAGGUACUAGAAGCAUCCUACCAGCAGCGGGAGGAGCAGCUCCGCAGAGAGAAGGAGGCGCUGUCAACUCAGCAUGUGUCAUACUGCCGGGAAGCUGAGCAGGCCAGGGCUGAGCUCAUAGCUCAGCACCAGCGGCAAUUGGCCCUGGCUGCACAGGAGAAGGACCAGGAGGUGGCACGACUUCGGGAGCUGCAGCAGGCAUCCAUUCUGGAGAUGCGCAAGGACCACGAGCACCAAUUGCAGAGGUUAAAGAUGCUGAAGGACCAAGAGAUCGAUGCUGUCACCAGUGCCACCUCCCAUACUCGGUCCCUGAAUGGCAUCAUUGAGCAGAUGGAGAAAUUUUCCAGCAGCUUGAAUGUGCUGUCCUCCCGCGUGGAGGCCUCACACCUCACCACUUCACAGGAACGGGAGCUGGGGAUCCGGCAGCAAGAUGAGCAGUUGCGAGCUCUGCAGGAGCGGCUGGGCCGGCAGCAGCGAGACAUGGAGGAAGAGCGCAGCCGACUCCAGGAGGUCAUUGGGAAGAUGGAGGUGCGCCUGAGUGAGCAGAGCCGGCUCCUGGAACAGGAACGCUGGCGGGUGGCUGCUGAGAAGUCCAAGGCAGAGUCUGCACAGCGCAGCCUGGAGGAGCAGAGGAAGGUCAUGGUCCAGCAACUCUCCAUGGAGAGGGAGGAGCUGGAGAGAGCCAAGAGUGCCUUGCUAGAGGAGCAGAAGUCAGUCAUGAACAAGUGUGGGGAGGAGCGCCGGCGCCUUGCAGCAGAGUGGGCUGAGUAUUUCACACAGCAGAAGCUGAGUAAGGAACGGGCCGAGCGCGAGGCUGAGAGGGCGCUCCAUGCGGACUCCCAGAGGGAGGGCACCAUCAUCAGCCUGACCAAGGAGCAGGCAGAGCUGACAGUCAGGGCCUGUGAGCUCCGGGCCAAGGAGGAAAAGCUGGCUGCUGAGAGAGAGGCUUUGGAGAGAGAGCGCCAGGAGCUUCGGCUGGAGAAGGACAGGUUACACAAGGCCAGCCUGCGACUCCAGGCCCGUGCACAGGAGCUGGAACACAUGAGCAAGGUGGCCUCCAAGAGGUAUGAGGAGGGUGAGCAGGCCCUGCAGGAGGCCCAGCAGAUGCAGUCUGAGCAGCAGGGCCGGCUGCAGGCAGUUCAGCGGCAGCAGGAAUGGCUGCGGCAGCAGGAGCAGCGUAUGCACCAGGAGCAUCUGAGCCUGGCGCAGCAGAGGCUGCAGCUGGACCGUGUGCGGCAAGAUGUGCCCUCCAGCCUUCCAGGGCUGCGCUCCACAGUUCAGGGCCCUGCAGUGGCCAGCAUGGAUGCCAUCCAGGCCCCUGCUCUCACCAUUCCUCAGCAUAGCCAGAUACCUGCUGCCUCAGUGCCCACACACCUUCUUGCCAAGCUGCUGCUGCUGAAGCACACAGCAGAGCAGGACCACGACUUCUUGGAGAAUGAACAGUUCUUCCUGGAAACUCUGAAGAAGGCGCCCUACAACAUGGCAUACCAUUCUGCCUGAUGAUAGCCAACGCCUCCUCAGCCAGCCCGACCCAGAGCUCCCCCUCCCCGGAGGAGGCUCCUAGGAAGGUGGCGCACUACCCAGAGCCUGAUUACAGCUUUCUGUGUGGACAGAGUAUCUGUGUGUUCUUCCCAGCUAAGAGGCAGCAGGUGCCUCCCCAAGGGAGCAAUGACAUCAAGGCCUUCUUACCACCAAUCGCCCACUCCUGUCCCAUAGUAAGGCCCCAGCUCAUCACCCCCUUCUACGGGGCAGCCACUGGAGAUUCUCAUGCCUGGGCUUUUCUCAGGGCACUAGAGUGGGACACCAUGCAUAGUCAUCUAUUUCUCCCUGACUGAGAGGUCCCUUCCCACUAGGGAACAGGGAGAAGGGCCUCUGAGCCCCAUCUCAUUCCCAUUACUCCCUGGUAACCAGCCAACUCAACAUGAACACACUAGCUCCUUCCUCCCAUCCAAGUCUCUACCAGAGGUGGGCGUGGGGAGCUGUAGACCCGAGGGUAUAUGGAGAAGCAGAGGAGGGAGGAAGAUUUUGGGAGUUGGAGCCUCUGCCUGGAAAUAAGGUACCCCUGGGGCCUGUGAGGGACCACACAGCUGAGCUGCUGCUGCUCCUCCAGUCUCUGGUAUGCCAAGCAGGGUAUCAGGAGUUGGCAGGGGAGGAGAAAUGAUCUGGCAGACCAGGACAGAAGGACUCAGAAAGAAACCACAGUUGUUAAUACAGCAGCUUGCAUUCAGGGGUGCUCCUCGCUUUCCACCCUGAGCAGGUGUGCCCACAAGAGCAGGGGCAGAGGAGACACAUGAAGCUGUGUUCACAGGGGCAGAGGAGACACAUGAAGCUGUGUUCACAGGGGCAGAGGAGGGACACGUGAAGGUGUGUUCGCAGGGGCAGAGGAGACACAUAAAGGUGUGAUCACAAGAGCAGAGGAGACACAUGAAGGUAUGCCCACAGGAGCAGGGGCAGAGGAGGAAGGUGCGAGAGGGUGAGCCAGAGUCUGCCUGUGCUCCCCAGAGCUAUUCUCAAAGGAACCUAAUUCUCUUGGGCCCAUUAAACUGCUCUAUUCUUUGCGA
Messenger RNA from Alexandromys fortis (reed vole), 5238 nucleotides. RefSeq names its product Fas binding factor 1 (gene Fbf1). The transcript is spliced from 30 exons. Gene Ontology annotation, cellular component: ciliary basal body; ciliary transition fiber; centriole. The coding region runs from base 719 to 4177 and encodes 1152 amino acids. Gene Ontology annotation, biological process: establishment of epithelial cell polarity; cilium assembly. The record is from RefSeq and is a predicted model, not a curated record. Lineage: Eukaryota; Metazoa; Chordata; Mammalia; Rodentia; Cricetidae.